ACAUUGAACGUGUCACUGUCCCUAGAACCAUUCCACUCUACGUAACCCGCUGUGCUCCCGCAAACCGCUCUGUGCUCCCUUAUCCUAACCCAAUUCGCUUAUGCUCACCUACGUCGUUCUCAACAGUUCAUCUAUCCGACCACUCUCUCCUCGAUUAACCAACAGCGAAUACGUUCGGAGACGACACUCUUUCCGUGGAGAAAGAACAGCAGCGGGCAAACAAACUCUCACACACCGGACCCUACAGGUGUAGCCUAAAUAACUUUCGAAUCGUACGACAUCGUAAAUCAAAUGGAUCUUUGGGGAGUGUACCUAUUUCAUCUCGUAUUCAUUGCCCUGCAUGAGGUCCUGUCUGAAGGCAGAGACUGUCUGGUGGCGGGGGACUCAUGCUCCAGCGACGAGACCUGCAGCCCACGUCUGCGGACCCUGCGUCAGUGCGUGGCGGGCGACGGCAGCAUGAAGCUGGGCCCCGGGGCCCGGAGCCAGUGCGCCAACGCCGUCUCAGCCCUGAUUUCCAGCCCCCUGCAUGGCUGCCAGUGCAAACGGGGCAUGAAGAAGGAGAAGAACUGCCUCAGCAUCUACUGGAGUCUCCAUCAGUCUGUCAUACACGGACUCAACCUGGUAGAGAAUUACCCUUACAAAGCCGUGGAGAGAGACUACGACUCCGUUCGUCUGGCCUCCAUCACGGCUGACUCUGAGGCCAACGUGGCGACGGUGAACCGUUGCCUGGACGCAGCCAAGGCGUGUAACGUCGACGACCUGUGCCAGAAGCUCCGCACAGAGUACGUAUCUGCCUGCAUCAAACCCUUGGCCAAGUCGGGCCUCUGCAACAAGGCCAAGUGUAAUAAGGCCCUACGCCGGUUCUUUGAUCGCGUCCCUCCAGCCUACACACAUGAGCUGCUUUUCUGCCCUUGCACGGACAUGGCGUGUGCCGAGCGACGCAGGCAAACCAUUGUUCCCGGCUGCUCCUAUGAGGGCUCAGACAAACCCAGCUGCCUCAUACAGAUGAGUAUGUGCAAGGGUGACUAUGUGUGCAGGUCCCGUCUGGCUCAGUUCCAGUACGACUGCCAACCAGCCGAGUCGUCUGCCAACAGCUGCAAGCAGGGGAACUAUGGAGCCUGUCUACUUGCCUACACAGGCCUGAUAGGCAGUUCGAUAACUCCCAACUAUAUGGAUAACUCCACAUCUAGCGUGGCCCCGUGGUGCUCCUGCUCUGCCAGCGGAAACCAGAGAGUAGAGUGCUCCGACUUCCUGGAAUACUUCACCAACAACGUCUGUCUCAGGAAUGCUCUCCUGGCGUUUGGGAGCGGGACAGACGUGAUGCCCACGUCCAGCGAAUCGAGACACCUCAGCCCAGCCACUGGCAGAGAGAGCCAUGCCAUCAACCCUCUGCCUGCUACUGUGGAGACCACACGGAACAUUCCGGAAUCAAUUAUUCCAACACAGGCCAGCGGAAAUGACCGAUUGUGGAGAGAUUCUACCCUCCCGUCAGAUGGGCUCCCAAACUCUGCCCACGCACUUGGCCUACUGCCUCCAACUUCCUUUACAGGCCUUUUGGUCCUACCUCUGGUCUUAUAUGGUCACUAAAUGAGGAAGCACUGCCAAGGACCACCCAUAAAGCAGGAGUAUUUGUUCACAAAUCCUGGAUACAUUUUUGUCUUUAGCAUAUAGGCUACUCCCGUCUCCUAAACAUAUACAGCAUAGUCCUUUUCCUAUUUUUUUGUGUGAGUGGUUCAGUUGCACUCGCAAGUCCCUUAGGUGUACGACUUGGAGAGACUGAGACAGAUUGGUUUCAAUCUGUAUACUUGUACAUUGUUAUCGCUUCGAGUCAAGAUGAAAGUACUUUUCAGUGGACUAACCUACCAUCCAAGCUAUCCAAGCACGUCCAAGCACAGGACUAAAUUCUAAAAAUGCCAUCGGGAACUGCACGGUUAUUCCUUAAGAUCUAUAUAUAAACGGAAAGAUCACGAGAAACGGACUCUAGUGAACUGUCUUUAUUUUGUACUCAACUGCACAAACUGAUUGGAAAAGACCCUUGCGGAUAUAAGGGCUUUAAUACCGCUCUCUUCGACUUGACUGAAGGAGGAACAUUGUUUCUGAUUAAUACUGGAAUGGUAGAGAUGGACAAUGGAGCUACUAUUCAUCCAUUCUGGACAAAUACACUGACUCUGAUCAUUCCAAGUGCUGUCGGCUGCAAGAGAUGUGGAAACUUUAGAAUAUGUGGGAUAGCUCUGACCUAAUGAUUAUCAUGCACGCGGUGAAGAUUGGGCUCUUUGUCAUGCUGUCAUCGCCAGUUCAUUUGUUCUCGCUAAUGCUUAGCUAAGUGUUCAUUAUAAAACACUUUCUUCUCCUAGAACUUUGUUAAAAUUAAGUUAUGAGCAAACAUGUUCUCUGUGUACAGUACCAUUGUUCUGUGUUUGUGUGGAAGGACUGCCUUCUUUUCCUCAUUGUGUAAAUGGACAUUUCUCAAAGGGUGUCUGAAUUAGUAUGCCAUAUACGAACAAGGGCUUGUGUCUGCCGAAAUGUACUGCGCUGCCCUCGGGCGGCAGGGUAGCCUAGUGGUUAGAGCGUUGGACUAGUAACCGGAAGGUUGCAAGUUCAAAUCCCCGAGCUGACAAGGUACAAAUCUGUCGUUCUGCCCCUGAACAGGCAGUUAACCCACUGUUCCUAGGCCGUCAUUGAAAAUAAGAAUUUGUUCUUAACUGACUUGCCUAGUUAAAUAAAGGUAAAAUAAAAAAAAUAAAAAAAUACACAUCAACCAUAGUUGCUGAAACCAUGCUGGAAUGCACAAUGUGAAAAGAAAAUAUCAGAGACAAUAGCAGGAUACAGUACAGUUCGUACAGUAGAAAGGGUAUAUGUGACCUGUUCAUGGUAAGAUGGUCAUGAAUGAUGCGAUGUUCAAUGGGGGAAGACAAUGAGUUUCUGACGACAUGGAUAAUAUAAAGUUGGCUGGGUUUACUGUGCAUUGGCAGGACAGAUAAGCUACUUCUGGUAAGACGAGGGGUGGGGGUGUGUGUAUUUGUCAAUAACAGCUGGUGGGCAAUGUCUAAUAUUAAAGAAGUCUUGAGGUGGAGUACCUCGUGAUAAGCUGUAGACCACACUAUCUACCAAGAGAGUUCUUAUCUAUAGUAUUCGUAGUCAUGUAUUUUACCACCACACACCGAUGCUGGCACUAAGACUGCACUCCACGAACUAUAAGCAAACAAGAAAAAGCUCAUCCAGAAGUGACGCUCCUCGUGGCCGGGGACUUUAAUGCAGGCAAACUUAAAUAAUGUUUUACCUCAAAUCUAGACAACCUUUACUUCACACACAGAGACACAUACAAAGCUCCCCCUCGCCCUCCAUUUGGCAAACCUGACUAUAAUUUUAUCCUCCUGAUUCCUGCUUACAAGCAAAAACGAAAUCAGGAAGUACCAGUGACUCGCUCAAUACAGAAGUGGUCAGAUGACACGGAUACUACGCUACAGGACUAUUUUGCUAGCACACACUGGGAUAUGUUCAGCCGAUGUGUGCAAGACCUUUAAACAGGUCAACAUUCACAAAGCCACGUGGCCGGAUGGAUUACCAGGACGUGUACUCCUGGUACACGUCCUGUCAAGUGUCUUCCCUGAAAUGUUCAACCUCUGCCUGACCCGGUCUGUAAUAUAACAUGUUUCAAGCAGAACACCAUAGUCCCUGUGCCAAAGGAAGCAAAGAUAACCUGCUUAAAUGAUUUCCCUCCCCGUAGCACUCAUAUCGGUAGCCAUGAAGUGCUUUGAAAGGUGGAUAAUUGCUCACAUCAACACCAUCAUCCCGGAAACACUAGACCCACAACAACAUACCGCCCCAAUAGAUCCACAGACGACACGAUCUCAAUCGCACUCCACACUGCCCAUUCCCACCUGGACGAAAGGAACACCUAUGUGAGAAUGCAGUUCAUUGACUACUGUUCAGCGUUCAACACCAUAGUGCCCACAAAUCUCAUCACUAAGCUAAUUACCCUGCGACCAAACACCUCCCUCUGCAACUGGAUCCUGAACUUUUUGACGGGCCGUCCCCAGGUGGUAAGCUUUGGUCAACAACACGUCUGCCAUGCUCAUCCUCAACACUGAGGCCCCUCAUGGGUGCAUGCUUAGUUCCCUCUUAUACUCCCUGUUCACCCAUGACUGUGUGGCCAAACACGACUCCAACACCAUCAUUAAGUUUGCUGACGACACAACAGUGAUGGGCCUGAUUACCGACAACGAUGAGACAGCCUAUAGGGAGGAGGUCAAAGACCUGGCAGUGUGGUGCCAGGACAACAACAUCUCCCUCAAUGUAAGCAAGACAAAGGAGCUGAAUGUGGACUACAGGAAAAGGUGACCCGAACAGGAGGCCACCAUUAACAUUGACGUGGCUGUAGUGGAGCGGGUCGAGAGUUUGAAGUCGUUGGUGUCCACAUCACCAACAAACUAUCAUGGUCCAAACACACCACGACUGUGGUGAAGAAGGCACGACAACACCUUUUCCACCUUUAACCUGUUACUCCUACCCCCUACUUUUUCGAACAUUCUGUUAAAAAUCGCGCAACAUUUCAGCGCCCUGCUGCUCAUGCCAGGAAUAUAGUAUAUGCAUAUCAUUAGUAUGUGUGGAUAGAAAACACUCAGACGUUUAUAAAACUGGUUAAAUCACGGCUGUGACUAUAACAGAACGUGCGUUUCAUCGAAAAGCGCAGGAAAAUCUGAUCAAUGAAAAUGGAAAUAUAUAUCCAUCCACCACUUCAACCCAUUGAUAAAGGCAAACCACAAUAAAUGGGGCUGAGGUUGCAAUACCUACAGCUUCCACACGAUGUCAACAGUCUUGUCAUUUGCCUAGGCUUUGUUUCUUGGUCAAACGAAGUAGAGACAAGCCAUUUGUUCAAGUUUCCGACCGGAUAUUUUGGUUGAGAUUUACCCGGACAUUAUUUCCAGACGGACAGCUAAAGAAUAUACAUCGCCUCGUGAUCAAUUUGGUCGCUUAUUAACGUGUACUAAUACCUAAAGUUGCAUUACAAAAGUAUUUUUCGAAGUGUUUUGUGAAAGUUUAUCGUCGACUUUUUUAAUUUAAAAAAAUGACGUUACGUUAUAAGACGCUAUUUUUUUCCGUUUAUCACACAGUCUUCAUAGAUCGAUAUAUAGGCUAUAUAUGGACCGAUUGAAUCUGAAAAAAGACCCAAUAGUGAUUAUGGGACAUCUAGGAGUGCCAACAAAGAAGAUGGUCAAAGGUAAAUUAAUGUUUUAUAUUUUAUUUGUGCGGUUUGUGUAGCGACGACUAUGCUAAUUAUUUUGUUUACGUCCCCUGCGGGUCUUUUGGGGUGUUACAUGCUAUCAGAUAAUAGCUUCUCAUGCUUUCGCCGAAAAGCAUUUUAAAAAUCUGACUUGUUGCCUGGAUUCACAACAAGUGUAGCUAAUUCAAUACCCUGCAUGUGUAUUUUAAUGAACGUUUGAGUUUUAACUAGUACUAUUAGCAUUUAGCGUAGCGCAUUUGCAUUUCCAGAUGUCUAGAUGGGACGCCUGCGUGUCAGGUAGGAGCAAGAGGUUAAGAGACCGAAAAUAUUUGGUUUUGGUUCCUAGAUCCUCAAAAAGUUCAUCCUGACCGGUUGCAUCACCACAUAUGAUAGCAACUGCUCGGCUGUAAGGAGCUACAGAGGGUAGAGCAUACGUCCCAGUACAUCACUGGGGCCAAGCUUCCUGCCAUCCAGGACCUAUAUAAUAGGCAGUGUCAAAGGAAGGCCCAAAAAAUUGUCAAAGACUCCAGUCAACCAAGUCAUAGACUGUGCGCUCCGCUACCGCACGGCAAGCGGUACCGGAGAACCAAAUCUAGGACCAAAAGGCUCCUUAACAGCUUCUACUCCCAAGCCAUAAGACUACUGAACAAUUAAUCAUAUGGCGCCAGCCGGACCCCCCCUUCCAUUUGUUUUAUCACUGCUGCUACGUGCUGUCUAUGAUCUAUGCAUAGUCACUUUACCCAUAACUACAUGUACAAAUACCUCUAAUCAAACCUGUCACACCCUGAUCUGUUUCACCUGUCCUUUUGAUUGUCUCCACCCCCUCCAGGUGUCGAUUAUUAUCCCCGGUGUAUAUAUCCCUGUGUUUCCUGUCUCUCUGUGCCAGUUCGUCUUGUUUGCCAAUUCAACCAGCAGUUUCCCUUGCUCCUAUAUUUCUCUGUUUGUUCCUAGUCCCCCUGGUUUCGACUCUUGCCUGUUCUGACUCUGAACCCGCCUGCCUGACCACUCUGCCUGUUCUGACUCUGAACCCGCCUGCCUGACCACUAUGCCUGUUCUGACUCUGAACCCGCCUGCCUGGCCACUAUGCCUGUUCUGACUCUGAACCCGCCUGCCUGACCACUCUGCCUGUUCUGACUCUGAAUCUGCCUGCCUGACCACUCUGCCUGUUCUGACUCUGAACCCACCUGCCUGACCACUCUGCCUGUUCUGACUACCAGCCUGACUACCAGCCCCUUGUACUGUAUUUGGACUCGGAUCGGUUUCUGACCCCUGCCUGGCCUGACCUCGAAACUGCCUAUCACCUGGUAAUGUUUGGACUCUGACCUGGUUUAUGAACUCUUGCCUGUCCCCGACCUGUCUUUGCCUACUCCCUUUGUUAUAAUAAACAUCAGAGCUCUACCAUCUGCCUCCUGUGUCUGUAUUUGGGUCUUGCCUUCUGCCCUUAUACCUGUAAGCACAUUGUCUCGGUACAGGUACCUCCUGUAUAUAGCCUCGUUAAUGUUAUUUUAUGUGUUACUUUUUAGUAUUUUUUACUUUAGUUUAUUUAGUAAAUAUUUUCUUAACUCUUUCUUGAA
Molecule: messenger RNA, 6798 nt
Organism: Oncorhynchus keta (chum salmon)
Lineage: Eukaryota; Metazoa; Chordata; Actinopteri; Salmoniformes; Salmonidae
Product: GDNF family receptor alpha-4-like
Exons: 9
Coding region: 292-1587 (431 amino acids)
Biological process (GO): nervous system development
Cellular component (GO): signaling receptor complex; external side of plasma membrane
Molecular function (GO): signaling receptor activity
Source: RefSeq, a predicted model, not a curated record